CUAUGCAGAAUUCUUCAGCUACUGGUAAUGAUUUCAUUGUUGACGAUUGUUUUGCUGAUGAUGAUUUGCUGUUGCAACAGAAUUCAAACAGCAAUUAUUUGCUCAACAAAAAUCUUUUCUUGAGCGAGAUAAUUUUGAAAAUGAAUUGGGUCCAAGUGGAGUCAAUGAGGAUCCUUUUGGAGAAAAUUUUACCGACAUGGCGAGUAAUGAAAUAAUUGAUGUUUUUGGUGAAGGAGAUUUUUCUGCUAGGUUUUUGUUAAAAUUAAAAAUGUUUUUAACUAAUUUUAGACCGGUUGUUGUAUUUUAUGCAUAUAGACUUCCGUCCAAUAAAACAUUUGAUCAUUUGAAGUUUUUAAGAUUUGUUCAGUUUACUUUAGACAAAAUUGUCGACCAGGACUACACAGUUAUUUAUUUUCAUUAUGGUUUACGUUCUAAUAAUAAGCCACCAUAUAAAUGGUUAUUUAAUGUUUAUCAACUUUUGGAUCGGAGAUACAAGAAAAAUCUCAAAGCUCUCUAUUUGGUUCAUCCAACAAAAUUUUUUCGUAUCGUUUGGCGUAUAUUUCAACCAAUAAUUUCAUUUAAAUUUGAAAAGAAAUUACAUUAUGUAAAUUCUUUAAAUGAAUUGACUGAUUUUGUUUCUACAACAAAUUUAAAUCUCCCACAGCCGAUUAUUGAUUUUGAUCUUUCAAUUUCUUCGUCAUCUCCAAAAUCUUCUGUUAUUUCUAGUUUUGAGAAUAAUGUGGAGAAGCAACCACCUAGACCAACACAACAAUUUAAUGUGUCUUUGAAAUUUAUUAUGGACCAUAAUCCAAAUUGUGAUAUUCCUCCAAUCGCGUCUGAUUUGAUGGACUUUUUACUUGAACACGGACUUCAAACUAAAGGGAUCUUUCGUCGUUCAGCUAAUGUUACAACACUUAAAGCACUACAACAAAGAGUUAAUUUAGGAGAAAAGAUUGAUUUUCUUCGAGAUCCAGAAUUUAAUGGUGAUUUGGAGAAUAGUAUUUUAUUGGCAUCUGUUCUUUUAAAAACUUUUCUUCGUUCUCUUGGAGAGCCGCUGAUUACAAAUAAAUUAUAUCCCGAAUUGACUCUUCUUGCUGCUGCCAUCGAAAAACCUGCAUAUAUUGAUGCUACACGUGAUUUACUUCAACGAUUGCCGCCCGAAAAUCUUUUACUACUUCAACGCAUAAUAGAAUUUUUAAAACAAAUUGAGGCGCAUUCUGAAGAGAAUUUGAUGAAUGCAAAUAAUUUAAGUGUUGUUUUUGGACCAAAUUUGACUUGGCCAACAGAUCAACAAGUUCCAAUGUCUCAAUUGAACAAUUUGAAUAAAUUUUGCUACACGUUAAUUAAGCAUUUUGAUUUAAUAUUUGCAGACAAUUAA
Meloidogyne enterolobii is the source of this 1378-nucleotide messenger RNA. The record is from the annotation of a GenBank genome assembly. NCBI's taxonomy places the organism in Eukaryota, Metazoa, Nematoda, Chromadorea, Rhabditida, Meloidogynidae.